Orbicella faveolata is the source of this 3778-nucleotide messenger RNA. RefSeq lists its product as uncharacterized. The record is from RefSeq and is a predicted model, not a curated record. Lineage: Eukaryota; Metazoa; Cnidaria; Anthozoa; Scleractinia; Merulinidae.
GCCUCAAAAAGCGAAAUUCAUGUGCGUGUCGAACAAAAGCUUCAAUGCUUAAAGGCUAUAAAAACUUGAAUCCGCAGUUGACCAACACUUCGCAUUAUAAAAUGGCUCUGACUGGAGGUGUGAAACCGGACGAGGAAUUAAACUUUAUCCUUAAGUCUCUGGCAGAGAGAGGAAAGGACGGUGAAAUAUUUAAGAAGUACAACGAGCAUUUUACUAGCGAUUUUCUUUUACCACGGCAGUUAUUUACCGAGUCAAACAAUAGCGAAAUCGAUCACGAUCACAUCAUGUUACGGGCUUAUGGAAGCUCAGCUGAAGAUCUGCAGUUCUACUCUCCCUUCGAUGCUGGAGACAUUGAUCUUAUGAUCUUUCCACAUUCAGAUAGCUUGAUGAUUUGCGAGGAACGGCUUGAAUAUUCACUCGAAAAUCCCCUGCAUGUGAGAAUCAAAGGCAGCGAUCAUCCCGUGUUACAGUCGUGCCUCGUAGAAAAUACAGAGUACGUGGCCACUUCAGCCUUAAAGAAUUUUUCUCAAGCAAUUUUUGGGUCGUCUGUUCCCUUUCUAGUCGACUGCGUUUCCGAUAUCUCCCGGCUAACCUCAAUGGAUGGUUUUCCACUCCGUGUGACCGCCCACCUGAAGAAGCAAACCGCAAACAGCCCAGCUAUAACACUUACUAUGUCUCACUUGUUGGGAACCAUUUCCAAAUACACGGAGCUGUUAAAAGUCGACUCACACAGUGUCUUUAUCAACGGAGCAGCAGCUGAAAUGGAAUGUAUUAUUCAUUUCUUGUUUUUUUUCAACGGAAUUGACUACACCAGAGAACACGCUGAAAUUGUCAACGAGUAUUUGUCACUAUCGGUAGCCACGGAAAAUGCGGAUAAAGAUAUUCCUUUUUUAGUUUUUGUUUCAGACGUUUGGAAAAGAUUGCAAAAGUGUCUCACCCAAAUUAAAGAAAUCGUAAGUCGGUCAAAUAACAAAACUUUACAUAACGAUGAUCCCAAAAGAGUCACGCCUGAAAAGGGUGACGGAAGUGGAAGCCCCCAAAAUGCGGAAAAUUGCCCGCGAAUGACGUUAACUUCCAAUGGCGAUUCAUGUGUCACAGUUCAAUCACAAAGUUGUGAUACAUAUGCUGAUCACAGGUAUCCCACAGUCUUCGAAUUCACCUCAAAACCAUCAAUGAUGAAUUCAUAUUCUGCGAAUAAUUUUCAUCAUUUUACAAAAAAUUCAAUAUCGACUGGUAAGCAAAGAGGUGCAGGUGAUGAUUUGGAAGGCAAAAUAGAAAAGAAAGAGCACUUGGACUGCAACGAGGAUAUCGGAAAAUCAAACACAGAUCGACAAUCACAAGUUAAAAAAGAAGAGUUCGCUUGGGAUAAUGGUAAAGAGAAAAAGGCAAAGGGUCAAAAUGAAACGAAUGAGCUUAAAAGAAGAUUGUCCAGAUGGGCUGAGCUAAUGCAGGCUGGCCAACGAAAUAAAACACUGGAAACACAAUUUUUGGACACUGAGCGAGUUGAAAACGGGAUCGAUUUAAUCCCUGCCUUUAGAUCUCACAGCUGGCCAAACGUUGCGAGAGAAUGGAUAAACAGAGAGCGCAAAUGGCCUUCCCCCGACAUUGUCAGCAAGGUUAUUAGUGAGGGGUACCACUUGGUAGCUAAGUCGGCAAAGUUAAAUGGCAAUCCAGAUCGAGACUUCAGGAUAUCCUUUUCUCAUGCAGAAUACCUGCUAAGCCAAGAGAUGAACGACAUCCAGCGUGACUGUUACGUUUGCAUGAAGAAAAUCCACCGCGCUUAUCUUUGCACUCAGCCGAAGAGUUUGGUCUCAUUCCAUCUGAAAAACAUUCUUUUGCUGACAAUCGAAGAAACCGGUGUGGAGAAGUGGACCGACAGUAAUAGAGCCGAGUGCAUGAUGGUACUCCUCCGAAACCUUUUGACAGCUCUUACGAAGAGAGAUCUACGACAUUUCUUUGUGAGGUCGUACAAUCUGUUUGGUGUAGAUUACAUCGAAAACCCUCAGAUUCUUGAAUUCCUAGCAAUGAAAGUUGAGGAAAUCUUAGAAAACCCAAUGCGAUUUUAUAAGCAGUUGAUUCAGAACCGAGGAGAAAAAAGGGGAGAUACAAAAGAACAACGCGUUUCCCAGAAAAGAAUUCGGGAAGGCGAGCGAUCUACGUCUUCAAAACCUGCCACAGGACAAGGAAAUGACACACUGGGAGGAAGUUCAUCCAAGGAUAGUUGUGCCAUCCAACACAAGAGAGAAAAUGAAGCAGUUCCUUUACUGCCAACGAAAGCGACUCGAGAAAGCUCCUCAGCUGGAAGUCAUCGGUACCAUGAUCUGAAGGAUGUUUAUCAGGUUGUCACCGAGGAAUUGAUCCAAAUAGCUUGCCACGAGGGUAACCACAAGGUUGCAGCUAUGAACCCUUUAGAAAUGUCCUUAAUAAAGGAUCUCGUGGGGCUUGUAAGGAAAUACAACAUCCCUGUUGGAGCGCUUCCUGGAUUGUUUAACAUCCUCUGGCACAAAAGAGCCUACUACUGGAUUUGGAUCAGCACUGAAUCAGAUAUAAGGCACCGCGUUCUUGUCGCAAUCCAGGGUGGACUUGAACUAUUAAUGCACCAUUUAAAGCAAGACAACUUCUGGGGGGGAAAGAACGGUGAAACAUUUGAAGCUUUCUUCGACAGAAUAUUUGACCCUGCUGUUGAAAGUCCUUCCCACCUACGCCACAUGUUGCCAAGUGAUAAUUUUAUACAAUUAAUGUACAAAGUUGCCAACAGUUUCAAGAUUUCGUCAGUGGAAGACCUCAGGGAAAUGGGAGAGAAAUAUCUUGACCUGACCCAUCCCAACGCCAGUGCAUUAUUUGAUCUCCUCUUGCACUCCUGGUUCAGAGCUCGGACCAGCAGUGAAUUAGACAUGGUGCACCGUCUGCUUGGUAUAUUGCAGUGUGAAGCUCAAUCAGCGAUGGUGCAACAAACUAUGGAAGACAAAGAUCAACAAGGAGGUAGCAUUGGCGCCUUAAAAAAUUUAAUCCAAAGAGUGUUUGAUGUUUGUAUUACCGCCUUUGCGAGAUCACUACAGAAAAACGUGGCUAAGAACGUGGAUGGCAUUCCAUUAGACUGAAAUCUCCACUAUUCAGGGGGAUUUUUACUUUUCUUGUCACGGCUAGGGUUCGUAGUGCUGUAUAAACAAACGACCCAAGUUCAUUCUUGCUAAUGACUCAAAAACUCAUAUUGGCUUUAAAUGGAUUAAAUUUUUUAUUGUAAUUGAUUGAAAGGGCACUUGAGACUGCGUAAGAACCGAGAGGUAAUUAUACGGGGGAUUUGUAAUCUUGUUUUCAGAUCUCUAAUGGACGAAGCCCACAAGAAAUCAGGGAAUUGGCCAGAACGAGAUUAGGGGGAUUGGAAAACCGUUAGUACAUUUGUAUAUCUUUUUAUGUUAUUAUAGUACUCAUCUACAUAAUGUGAAUGUGUGAAAUACCAUUUGAAUCAAAUGCGAGAGGAAAGUAAUCUAAGACCCUGAAAUUACAUUAGUUCAGAAUAUUUAACAGGAGCAGCUGAUGUCCAAUUGGGAAAUAAUGAGAUGAAAAAAAAUUCAAAGACUGCCAAAAUUGGAUGAAGGUGCAGGCUAGGCCGACUUCAAUUUGGCAGCCAUGAAGAAUUUUUGAAUUUAGUUAUAUCCAUUAAGGUUACCGGAUACCUUUAGAAGUAUCUCGCAUCCAAGCGAUGCAGCACGUCUUGUUUAAACUGUAGAUACCUAAAACCAUAUAUCAAAUUAAAAUUUAUAGAGCUGGCUAUCAA